AGCCUGUUGACAAUCUGCCUUGUUAAAUACCGCGUUCUCUCUCUUUCUGCACUUUCAUAUCUCCCCAUUCAUGGCCGCAAUCUUUCAGCUUGUUGCCUUUCUCAUGACCAUUAAAAAAGGGCCAUUUUUGGUCCCGUAUUUUCGGGCUCCUUAAGGCUACCACCAUAUAGAUGGUCCUCACCUUCUGCCACCUUGGAAGAAGUGACUGAUCCCAUUGCAUCUGUGAUCUCUCACCGACGAUCCAAGCACCCUCUUAUAGUCUUCUGGCAUCAAGCAAAUCGCCUCACUUGCAUCCAUAAAUCCUUUGAUUUUUCCUGCUGGUUUGAGGUGCCGACUUGUUCUUAAGGUGCUUGCUUCCUUUGCUUUCAUUGGCCAUGUCCGCCUUCGAAUUUGAGGCAGCCGCCGUGUCGGAAUUUCCGUUCGACGGCCGCCUCUGGCGCGAAGAACAAGGGGUUCUGCGUCAAAUUCCGGGGACCCAAGAAGAUGGAGCUGGCGGGGUGAAUGAGGACGGGUACCGGACGCCGACGUCAUCCGAGUACAGAAUACCUGAGGUCUUGGAGUGCCCACCUGCACCAAGGAAGCCUAAGAGGGAGUUCAGGCUGAAGAGGAAAAGGGCACGGGCGUUGCAGGUCCAAGAGGUCGAUCCCAACGAGAUUGAGCUUUUUCUCAGGCAAAUUCUCGUCCAUUUGACUCCGGAGAGCGGCCAGAAGGUCAGAAAGGUGAGAGGAGAUUGAACAUUGUGAAGGGAAGUGGCUUCUGCUACUGCUUCUUAAUUACUACCACUGCUGCCUCUUCUCGGCUGCUUUUCUUUCUUUGUCCCACGAUGCUAUUAGUGUACUUCUUGUCGUUGGUAUCGACUUAUAGAAGCUAAACUGAGAAGCAUGUGAUGUAGCACCAACAGAGUCUAUCAGUUGUGAUUUAGCCACACGAACUUCUGCUUCUCUUGCAGAUGAUUAUCUUUUAUAUAUGAAAAAGUAAUGUUAGCAGUA
This is a messenger RNA of Nymphaea colorata (pocket water lily), 989 nucleotides long. RefSeq names its product cyclin-dependent protein kinase inhibitor SMR2-like. The transcript has a single exon. Gene Ontology annotation, biological process: regulation of DNA endoreduplication. The record is from RefSeq and is a predicted model, not a curated record. Lineage: Eukaryota; Viridiplantae; Streptophyta; Magnoliopsida; Nymphaeales; Nymphaeaceae. The coding region runs from base 375 to 734 and encodes 119 amino acids.